Lachnellula hyalina is the source of this 1290-nucleotide messenger RNA. RefSeq lists its product as uncharacterized. NCBI's taxonomy places the organism in Eukaryota, Fungi, Ascomycota, Leotiomycetes, Helotiales, Lachnaceae. The transcript has a single exon. Bases 1 to 1290 code for a protein of 429 amino acids. The record is from RefSeq and is a predicted model, not a curated record.
AUGGCGCACUUCAAUAACCCCUCUCCAAUGCCAUCCAACAUCGCGCCACCGCGACUCUCCGGUGCAAAGUCACACAUCUUCCAACCACCACGCACUCGCUCUGAUUCCGCCUCUUCCUCUCUAAUCCUCACGCGCUCCACGAACUCUAUCACUACGUCUACCUCAUCUGCCCGCCCCCACCUUGCGCCGGGAAAGAGAAGCCGUGCGAUGGAUGAUGAGGAUGGUGCAAUGGAUCGAUGCCCAGGCUCCCCUCAACCAUUGGUGAACACGAAAUAUGUGCUAGCGGGUGGCAUGGACACGCCUACUAUGAGGGCUUUGCAGUUGGGCGAGAGCGAAUAUGGCGAUGCUUCGUAUAGGAAACAGCUAGACGGGGAUAUGCAUGAGACGCGCAGAGGAUUAUUCUCCGAUCUUGAUGGCCCACUACCCCCUGAUGGGAGACAAGGAAAUGGUCGACCGGUGGGAUGGGACAGUCCGACUACGAAUGGUUGGGGAAAGGCAGUCUUGGGCAAGAUUUGGCAAUGGGGAGGUGCAGUAUUCAGGGGUUUUCAUGCCGGUGGUGGUCAAGGCUAUACACUCAACACUAAUACCGAAUCCAACCCCUAUCAAGUCGAAGAACCGAGUUUUUGGGAGACGGAAAAGAACUUCAGUACAUGGGGACCACCAGAUCGUGAAUCCACACCCGUACCAGGACGCUUUCCAGAAGAGGAAUUCAUACCCAACUACCUAGAUCAACGCCCAACACCGGAAGCGAGACCGAGUAAGCGCAGGCAGGUCAGUAGGAAUAAUACCCAAAAUGAAGAGCUUGCAAAAAAUUGGGUCGUUGUUCCGCCGCCUGCAACUGAAAAUAUCACCCCGUCAAGACCGCAACCUAGAGCAGGAGGGGCAGCGAGAUACAGCAUGCCAACCACGUCCUCUUCCGGCCGUCGUUCAACUGCACCAGCCCGCCCAGCAUCGCGCGCAGGCACAGCACCAAGACGCCCGAUGCUAUCACGAGUCUCGCAUGCCGGCUCGCCAGCACUAACACCAUCACGCGGCGCUUCAUUUGCAUCAGCUCGUUCAAGUCCGAACAGCAAAAUUCCCCGACCAAGCACUCCGAUGCAGAGCCUUAAUAAGACAAUGGAAAGUCCUGCAGCAAAAGAAGCGCAGAGAUGGGUAGCGCAGAAGAAGCAGGAGGAGAGGGAGGCGGAUGAGAGUAUGAGGAGGUUAGAGCGGCAAUUAAAAGCUAUGAUUCGAGAAGGGAAAGAGGCGUUGGGAACAAGGGUGGAAGUUGAGAUGGAUUAUGAAGAGUGA